AUGCCGCUCCUCCAGCUGUGCUUGGGGUCAGGCUGGUGCCUGCGCCGGGUCCUCCACCCGUCAUGGGGCUUCGUGGAGUUCAUGGCAGGCUUGACGUGUGUGGCCAGCCCGGGGUCUGGGCCCGUCCAGUGCCUGCUGGUGUCUGGGCAGCGCUUGCCGGUGGCCUGGGCCUGGGGGGUGGGCUCUGCAGGCCUGUCACAGCUGCAGGCCCAGCCCUGGUUCUGUUCUCCGCACAGCCUGUGCCUGUUGCUUCUGCAAGCCCUCCAGCUUUGCCCGGCAGAGUUUGGCCGAUCUGGGGUGACCUCGGCCCAUGCAGCGCAGGCCGCUCAGGUCAGCUCCAUGUCCCGUCAUCCAGCGGCCGGGCCCGGGCACGUGGCCAUGGCAGGGGCAGGGGCGCUGGACGUCACGACUGCUGAUACCUCAUUGGGCAAAGGAGGUCACCGGGCCGAGUUCAGGAUCGAGGGCGUGUUCAGCUCCUUGCACGAGCAGCAGACGACCCAGGGGGGUGUUCCUGCGGCGGCCGGGGGCCCCCUGCCCCUGGGGAAGCGGUCCCCUAACACGGCAGAGCUGGCAUUCACGGGGGCCCAGGGCCCACCUUCCCUGAGCUUUCAUCUUCCCAUUUCAGAGCCCUGA
Molecule: messenger RNA, 633 nt
Organism: Rangifer tarandus platyrhynchus (Svalbard reindeer)
Lineage: Eukaryota; Metazoa; Chordata; Mammalia; Artiodactyla; Cervidae
Source: the annotation of a GenBank genome assembly